Molecule: messenger RNA, 1122 nt
Organism: Peniophora sp. CBMAI 1063
Lineage: Eukaryota; Fungi; Basidiomycota; Agaricomycetes; Russulales; Peniophoraceae
Source: the annotation of a GenBank genome assembly
AUGACUUCGUUCCCGCAGACUAUCAAGGCGCUCCAAGUUCAGGACAAUAAGUCGGUGAAGGUGGUGGAUCUUCCGUUUGCAUCGCAGGAGAAGGUGCAGAAGUUGCCGGAGGAUCAGGUCCUGGUGCGUGUUCGUGCGGUCGGUCUGAAUCCCACCGACUGGAAACAUGCUCUCGGGCCGUGGGGGAUGCCUGGCACGAUCUCCGGCUGCGAUGCGGCCGGCGAUGUUGUUGCAGUUGGCUCGGCCGUCUCCCACCUGAAGGUUGGGGACAGGGUCUGUGGCUUCAACUAUGGUGGUUCGUGGCAAAAGGACAACGGCGCGUACGCCGAGUAUGUUCGCUUCAUCGCGGCCGUCUGCUUCGUGCUUCCUCCAGAGAUGACAUACGAGGAGGGCGCAUCAUUCCCUAUUCCCCACCUCACCGCAGUGCAGGCGUUGUACAUGCGCCUGCCCUUCCCUAAGCCGCUUACUCCGGCCGCCGACGAGUUCAGGCAGAAGGGCGAGAAGAUCCUGAUUUGGGGUGCAAGCACUGCCGUCGGCCACCACGCCGUGCAGCUCGCCGCGUUGUCUGGCCUCGAAGUUUACGCCACUGCGUCCCCGGCCGCUCACGCUGACAUCAAAGCUCUCGGAGCGACACACGUCUUUGACUACAAGGAUGCGGAUGUGGCUUCGAAGAUCAAACAGGCCGCUGGAGAUAAGGGAAUCAUCUACGGCCUCGAUACUGUAUGUGAGAAGGGUAGCACCGACGCGACUGUCGAUGCUAUGUCGCCCACCCGUGGCGGUACUAUCAUCACCACGUUGCCUAUCUCGGACGAGACCAAGAACCGCCGGAAGGAUGUCAGCGUGGACUUUACGCUCGUGUACACGGAGCUCGGCUACGAAAUUAACUUUGCAAACGCGUUCCCGUUCCCGGCCAUGCACGAGGACAAGGCGCGCACGCAGACGUACAACGUGGAGGAUGCUCCCCGCGUGUUGGACGGGUGGAAGGCGGGUGUUGGUGCACCGAAGUUCAAGACGCAGAAGCUGCGCCUUCUUCCGGGCGGUCUAGAGGGCAUCGCGGAGGGCCUCAAGAUCAUGCAGGAUGGCGCAUACGGCCGCGAAAAACUUGUGUACAAGCUUGAUUAA